Messenger RNA from Pocillopora verrucosa, 3496 nucleotides. Lineage: Eukaryota; Metazoa; Cnidaria; Anthozoa; Scleractinia; Pocilloporidae. The record is from RefSeq and is a predicted model, not a curated record.
AUGGAUACUCUCAAGGAAUUACUUGUGCCAAAAGCAUUCAACAAAUAUAGCCACUUCGCAGUCGUGUCAAUUUGGUUCGUGAUGGGUGCAACCUUCCUCGGCAUUUUUAUUGAAGUGGAAAACACCGAACCCAGGUUUGAUUUCCGUUGCGGUGCAGCGAAGACUGAAAACAUUGAUCUCGUCCGUGGAAAAUGUUUCCGGCAAUACAUGAAGCAGUACAACAAAUACGGUGUUCCCGUCUAUGGCUUCGUGAUCAUCAAUUUCUUCCUUAUUGCUGCUGUAUAUGCUGUGUACUCCCAAAUAGUGAAAAAUACAGUCAAUGAACUGUCGUCAAGCACUGGCAACGGUGACCCUGAGAGUCAGUCGGGCGACCAAGAGAACAAAAAAUCAAAGGGAAAACAGCUUUUCAUCGCUUACUGCUGCCAACUAUCUACGAGACUUGUUUUAGGAGUUCUUUCCAUGAUCCUUCAAACUCAGUUGCUUUAUCCUCUCGAGUUUUCCUAUACGUUUGACUGUUAUUUACCCUCCAGAACCAAUCAGCCAAGGAAUUCAUCGGACGCCACCCAAAACUCUGCUUUUUACGAAUGUAGCAAUCAACGAGCGGAAAAGAAAACCUUCUGGAUGAACGCUAUUCUUGUAGUGAAUGGAAUUUUUGUCGCUGGCAUUCUUAUUGAAACCAUCUACAUUUUGUCACGGGCAUGCAUAGAAAAGAAGUUCAUGAAAAACUCAAAGUUUCUUGAAACACAUUUAAAUCCCAACCAUGGAAAAUCUCAUCAGGAACCUCAAAGGCAAGAAGGAAGAAUAGAACAUGAUGUUGUUCCACUGCAAAGAGAGCGAGAACACCGUGCGACCCAAAUUGAGUCCCACCAAGAACCUCAAAGUCAAGAUGACGUUUUCCCACUACAACCACGGGAUGAAAUCGAGUCGCAUCAAGAACCUCAAAAGCCAGAUAGAAGGUGCGGACAUGAUAAUGUUCCUCCGACGCAAAGGGAACCAGAACAGCUCCAAAACUCAAAUCUUCAACGAUUCAUUGCGAAAACAAAGGAAAUAAUUCAAGAAGACACCCAAAACCUUUUUGAGCUCCAAUCACCUUUUUUAGGAAACCCAGGCGAGCAAACGGCAGUUAAACAUUUGACUUUGGAUCAGAUUUACACAAAUCUUACAGUUAUUAAUGAUAGAGAUACGUAUGACUUUACUGAAGACAGACAGGAGCAACUCAAAGUUUACCCAAGGUCGCGCAAGGGAGAAUCACAACCCAAAGGCUUAGAAGACCUCCUAACGGAUAAAAGUAAGAAAGUUUUGGUUGUUGGUCGUCCCGGAAUCGGCAAAACAUUAUGUUGUAUUAAACUUCUCAGAGACUGGGCAUUUGAUGAAGUUUUUAUAGCGACAUCUAAUGCUGAAACGCACUUUGAUGCUGCCUUUUUCGUAAAAUUCAGAAGAUUCAACUCGACCGACGUCCUGAACCUCAAGGAACUAUUGAUUCAGUCAGAGCAUUUUCCCCCAGACCACCUGGAUGAUAAAGUCUGGAAAUACAUCCUGCAACACCCUAAACGCGUCCUCAUACUUUUUGACGGAUUCGAUGAAUUCAAACAUGAUGCUAAGAUCGUUCAGGCGCCUCCUCGUCCCAGCGUAGAACAGCAAAUGCCGCUCCGAAUCCUCUAUCACUGUCUUGUGCACGGAAAACUCCUCAAAGAUGCCUCAAUUGUGACCACGACGAGACCUACGGCUUUGCCGAGCAUCAGACGCCUUCCAUUCGACAAAAUCUGCGAGAUUUUGGGGUUUUCAACCGAGCAAAUUGAAGAAUAUGUCUACAAAUUUACGGGAGACGACAAGCAAGCAGGCGAAACACUAUGGCGACACAUCAACAGCAACAUGAACUUACUUUCGCUCUGUUAUGUCCCUGUGAACAGCUUCAUCAUAUGCUCAAGUCUGUCACAAAUAUUGCAGUUCGAAAGUUCCGCUGUUGUUACCCUUCCUUCCAAAUUAACCAAGAUAUACAAGAUUGCAGUGAAAUUGUUUUAUUUUAGACACACUAAAGAAUUCCACGAUACUGAUAUCACUCGUGAACACUUUGAAUCUGAUGAAUUGUCCUCGGAUGUGGAGGAGAAAUUCGAGAAACUAGGAAGAGUGGCGUUUGAAGGAAUCAAAGAAGGAAAACUGAUCCUUGAAGGAAACGAAGUACGCGGAAUGGAAGACAACGCGCUUUUUCAUCGCUUACCCGACCGUAAAACCAGCGCGCUUAAACUUGAACGACAAUUCUGUUUCAUUCAUCUGACAAUACAAGAGUUUUUCGCUGCGAGGCACUUGGCAAAUAGUAUGAGUGAAACAGAAUUGAGGAACUUUGUUUCCGAAAACAUCAAGAACGGCAAAUGGCAACUGGUUUUUCAGUUUCUGGCAGGACUAAUGGAGGAUAAAGUUCACCUACCAAGCGAAAUCAUCACUGACCUUCUUCCUGUGAAAACUGAAAUGAAAGAAAGCGCCGACUCCAACGAACAGUGGACCGAGAAUGAAGACAAAAUGGUGACCUGCUGGCCGACUGAAGACGAACAAGAUUUAGCAGUGACGCUUUUUAAAUGUGGUAACGAAAGUGAUAAGAUGGAGUCGAUAGUUCAGAGAAAACUUCAACAAAUAAACUUUAAUUUUGUAAAUUUUAUUCGUGGUUACCUCACAGCUGUUGAUUGCUCUUCGUUAGUAAAUGUAAUUAAGAAUGUUCAACAAAUUUCACAUUUAGAUUUGAGUCAAAACGAUGUUGGUCCAUUAGGUAGUUUUGAGAUUUGUAAAUUGUUAACAUGUAAGGAAUCUCAACUACGCUGGUUGAACCUCACAAGAAAUCAACUGACAGACGAAGCAGCAAAGUAUUUAGCUGAAGCCAUCAACAACAACAACUGUCAGCUACACACGUUAAACCUCUCACACAAUAACAUCUCACACAUUGGAGCACAGCACUUGGCUGACGCCAUCAACAACAACAACUGUCAGCUACACACGUUAAACCUCUCAGACAAUAACAUCUCAGACAUUGGAGCACAGCACUUGGCUGACGCCAUCAACAACAACAACUGUCAGCUACACACGUUAAACCUCACAUACAAUAACAUCUCAGACAUUGGAGCACAGCACUUGGCUGACGCCAUCAACAACAACAACUGUCAGCUACACACGUUAAACCUCACACACAAUAACAUCUCAGACAUUGGAGCACAACACUUGGCUGACGCCAUCAACAACAACAACUGUCAGCUACACACGUUACACCUCACACACAAUAACAUCUCAGACAUUGGAGCACAGCACUUGGCUGAAGCCAUCAACAACAACAACUGUCAGCUACGCACGUUAAACCUCUCACACAAUCGACACAUAACAAGCAAGCAACACGUACGUUAUUUACUAAGCAAUAGUCAGUGUAAGCUUAUCCUUUAGGCCUCAGCAAUUCCAAUUAAAAAAUGAAAAAAUUAUUAUAACAACUUACUAUUCAAAAUAACUGUGAGGUAAC